Molecule: messenger RNA, 7331 nt
Organism: Amyelois transitella
Lineage: Eukaryota; Metazoa; Arthropoda; Insecta; Lepidoptera; Pyralidae
Gene: egg
Product: histone-lysine N-methyltransferase SETDB1-A
Exons: 36
Coding region: 208-6240 (2010 amino acids)
Biological process (GO): negative regulation of gene expression; heterochromatin organization
Cellular component (GO): nucleus
Molecular function (GO): DNA binding; protein binding; histone H3K9 methyltransferase activity
Source: RefSeq, a predicted model, not a curated record
UUUAAAUAACACAAAAAUUUUGAGGUGAUUUUUGUAUUGUAUUCGAAUUGCACCUAAGUUUAUUGCAUGUUUGCAAAGCAUGUUUGUAAAAUGCGUCCAGAUUAAUAGGCUGUUUGAUCUAAAUGGUGCAGCUCGCAAUAAUUAUUUAACGUGUGUUUAAAGCAGUGAGACUUAUGUUGAUAAAAGAUCUUAGAAAUUUGUAUAAAAAUGAGUGCCAAUGACCAAGACCUAGGAGCUACAAAGAGAGAUGAGAAAAAAUAUAUGUCUCUUCAACAAACAGAUACAUUAGCGGAAUCUAAAGGUGUUUCUCAUUCAGUGCCAACAGAUAUUGGAGGUGGUGGAGAUAUUGACUCAGAUAGAGGACAAGAUAAUAAUGAUUUGACAGUCAAAGCACUUGAAUCCAAGAAGCUGUCAGAGUUUGAUGAUGUUGAUGAUGAUUUUAACAGUGAUGAGCUUCAAUUGAGAUGGGAUGAUGAUGAUGAGCCUAACAUUGAUGAAACAUCAGUAAAAGAAUUAGAGAGUCAGGACAAUAAGGAUAGUAAGGAUGAGAAGGUUUCAAAAGAAACAGAAGCAAACACUUCAAAGUCACUUGUAACUGCAGUUGAAGAAUUAGAACAAGCUAUUAUAGAGACUAAUGAUCAAGUUGAAAAGCUUAUUUGCUCUGACAAAGCUGGUAUAAACGAUCAUGAUGAUAGUAUUGAAAAUGGGGAAGGUAAAUCUGCUAAAGAAAUUUUAGAAAAUAUAGACAAGUUUAUAAGAUCAGAUGAAAACGUUGGCAAUGUUGAUAAAAUUAAUGAUUUUUGUGAUAUAAACCCCAAUGAAACAGAGCAAACUGCUUUACAUGCUGAUGUCACAGAAGUUAAUACAAAAAAUUGUAAAUCUUUCUCAGAAUCUAAAGUUGACCCGGUCAUUAAUUUAAAUGAAAGUGAAAUGGAUGUAGAUAAUUCAGAUAUACGAGAUGCAAUCCAUACUGAUAGUCUUACUAAAAUUGAUAAAACUGUAGAAACAGUUAAUAUUAAUGACAUAUCUACUGACAUUGUUGAUUCCACUAAUAUUCUCUCUAGUACUGCCAAUGAAUCCAUGUUCGAAGAUGAUGUAAAAUUUGAGCAUGGCUUGAAACAACCAGAUAUGAUUUUGGAAAUUCCAACUCAAGAAAUAAUUGAUUGUUUGGAUGAUUAUGAAGAUUCAGAUUGUGAAAAUAGAGAUAAUGAGAAAAGCCUUGGCACAGAUAAAGGUUCAAAAACGUUUGAUACUGAAAUCGAAAGUAGUGAAAAGGAAGUAACUGAAACUGUUUCAGAAUUCACAGCUAACGACAAAAUUAGCGAAAGUGAAAUUAUGGAACUCAAAACUGAAGUGAUAGAAGUGCCAAAAAAGGAGUUUUCUGAAAAUGAUGUGGAAAUGUCUGAUGUAGCUGAAAAAUGUGAUGUUGCUUUGCUUGCAACUGAACCAAUCAAAGAAAAUUUGAAAAUAGAUCCUCAAAUAUCUGACAAAGAUAAUGAUUAUGCACCAGUUGAAAUGGCAUCAAUUGAUGAACCUAAAAUAACAUCUGUCGAUACAGCAAUGGAUGCGGCUAAAAGUGUGGUAAAUACAUAUAAUUUGAACAACAAAAGCUCCACAAGUAUUGAAUCAGAAGUAGAUAAACAAAAGAUUGAAAGUGAAUCUCUAAGUCCAAAAGCUACAGAUCAACCUUUGGAUAAAAUCGAAGAAAUAGCUAAGAAAACAACAGUAAAAGAAGUAGUUACAUCAGAAGACAAAACAAAAGAAACUUUAGAAUUUACUCAACUAAAUUCAACCCAAGCUAAAUCAGACAUCAAAGUUGUAGAAGGGAUUGAUGAAAAUGCUACUUCUACUUUUAAUAAUUCAAACAAAACAAAAAAUGAAAAGCCAUUAGAUGAAAUUAAUACUCUAACAAGUAACGAAACUGCAUCAGAUGUUAAUUUUACGUCAUCAAAUGCUCAAUCAAUAUUGGACUCAAAAGAAAAAGAAUCUCCAGUGAAUAUUGAACCAAUGUUGGACAAAAAUAAUGACAAAGUAGGAAAAGAAUCAUCUGCAAUUAUUGAACCAACAUUGGACCAAAAUAAAGAAACUGAAGGGAGUAAAUCUGUAAAUAUUGAGCUGAUGUUGGAUCCACCUUCAACAUCCAAAGAACAAGAGGAACCAACAUUGGAUCAAGUCCCAGACACAACAGACGAGGUGCCUGAAGUAGAAGACAGUCUAGGAUUGUUGGCCGAGUCAUCAAGGGUGGUGGAAGACGAUGAAGAAGCUGAAGAAGACGAGGACGGUGAUGGUGAAGGCGAUGAUGAUGAAGAUUUCGAUCAGGACGAUGAGAGUAGCAAUCAAAUGACAGCGGAGCAUUCAGAAGACUCAAAUGCACAGCUGGAUAAAGAAGACGGACAGACGGACAAGGUAGAGAAGACUCCCACUCCGGAGCGAGAGAAGGAGUUAAACUUUGCUGUAGUUCCUGCAACAAGCAAUGAAGGCGGUGAUAUGGAAACGCAGAUCGCUGAAGAUUCACCAGAAGUACAACAAACAAUCGCAACGGAAGCUUCUGAAAAAGAACCUAAAGAGGUGGAGCUGUUACCGGAAAUCACAGACGCACAAACAACAAUAUCGGAUCAGGAGACCCAGGCGGCCACUAAUAGUAUCCUGAAGGAGUUACUCGAAAAAGAAGCUACUGUGCCUGCGGUAAGGUCGGGCAGUCUGUCGACGGGAGUGGUGGAUGUUGAAGGCAGCUCGUCUGAAGAUGACAUACAAGAAGUGAAUAAAACAAAUGCGACUAAAGAAAUUGCAUCUGUUGACGUGAAGGAGGAAUCUAAGCCGUUGUCAGUAGACAUAAAAUACGAAGCAGAAAGUGUGCAAAAGAAAAAUACACCCGAAACAGAGGAAAAGGUGAAGUUGAAGCCAAAGACUGAAUGUGCAGAAGUAUUCAGUUUGGAUUCGGACGAGGAAGACGCGCCAGUUAUCGCCGGUGAAAUAACGAUAGCGGACAAGCCUCAAGGCAACAAGUGCAUCAACCCGCUGUGCGGCGGCGGCGCGCGCGCACGCUGCGCGGCCGCCGACAGCGCCGCGCGCGGCUGCUACGGCGCGCACAACAAGAGGAGCUGUAAAGUGUGUGCGGCGUGCGCUGAGGCGGCCGCCGAGAGGUCUCAGGGCCUAAUGAAAUGCAUCAAAGAUUUCACUCCACUCCUGAAGAUGGAUCUUCGCAAGGUCUCCUCGGAGACUGUAGAGAUUUCCGACUCGGACUCUGACGACGGAGACGUGGAAAUGCCGACUGAUGCCAUCGGGGAGAACGGUGUGAAAUUCCUAGAAGAUAAUUUGGCGGAUGUUUUGAACGAGACGUGGAUCAAAUACAAGCUGGACGAGCGGCUCACCGACGCUCAGAGCGAGCUGAACGAUGAGCUGAACAAGCUGGAAGCGGAGAGCAAAGAAAUAGACACAAUGCUGAACGAAUGCCAAGUUGCAACGGAUCUGCUUCGCAACCAACUGUACGCCACCUUCGAGCCGGAGAGAAGGGAGUUGACCGCCAUCAGCAUAAUUGAUACGCCUUUGGAGAAAUACUCGUACUCCGAGACUAAGGGAGCAACAAUGGACAGGAGCUUAAAACGUCGAACCACGACCGCGAGCGAUCAGCCCGCCAAGCGGCUCGCUAUACCGCUGGGGUACACGCCUAAUGAUGCUGAUGAGUCGAAAUCUACCAACGCGGACGGUGGUAACGAUGAAGAUAAAGACAUAUCUGUGGUGAAACUGUCGGCGGAGGCUGCGCCCUCGGAUUUGCCGCCGCCGGGAGAGAUAACCCGCCCCCCGCUUCGCACCGGCCUGUCAAUUUUUGCCAUGAGAAACUCCUUCUGCACGUGGGCGCCGGCCAAGAUUGUAGAAAUAUUGCCCAAAAACCCAGCGAUCGGUGUCACGACGUGUCGCGUGAAAUUUGAAUCAAAAAGUAAUAUCACAACACGCAUCCUAGCCGCCAGGUGCCUCGCUUACAUCGACCCCGCUGACGUUAGAUUGACUAUUGGUACCCGCGUGAUAGCGUUAUCUAAAGAGAACAUAAAAGCCGGAGAGCCGGCCAACAACAAGAGCUUCUACUCGGGAAUAGUCGCAGAGAUACCUAACCCGGUCAAUAAUUACAGAUACCUGAUAUUCUUCGACCACGGCUACGCCCAGUACGUCCACCACCGCGACACGAGGGUAGUGUGCGAGUGCUCCAACCUGGUGUGGGAGGAGGUACAUCCGAACUCCAGGGAAUUUGUCAAGCAGUACCUGCUGGCGUACCCCGAGAGACCCAUGGUCAGGCUUCACGCUGGACAGAACCUUAAGACCGAAUGGAAUGGGAAAUGGUGGAUGACCAAAGUGCUCCAAGUGGACGCUUCCUUGGUGGAGGUCUCCUUCGAGGACAACAGGACGGAGUGGAUCUACAGGGGCUCCACCAGGCUGUCCCCGCUGUUCCUGGAGCUGCAGGCUGCUGAGAGACAGCGAGCCAGGCCUUUACCCAGGAGCAGUCAGAGAAGAAUGAACAUGCCGUAUGUGGAAUACACCAGGUCGGAGGAACAGAACAAGGCUGAAACGGCAGCGGCCGAACAAGCGAGGGUGCUACAACAUAAUGAGCAGGAGCUCCGGCGGCAGCGCGCCGUGGCCCGCAAGUCGACGGCCGCGCCCGCGCCGCCCGCGCCGCCCGCGCCCGACGCCGUCACCAGCCGCGUCGUGUACUACACGCCCAAGAACGCGGUGAAGCCCCACAAGAUGGCGCCGCACACUUGCUCCCCGAAGUGCAAGCGGAGCGAUGUGCUGGCCCUCCAGGACCUCAGGACUUACAACCCGUUGGCCAAGCCGUUGCUCAGCGGGUGGGAGAGACAAAUAGUCCGGUUCAAGGGGCACAAGGAGGUGAUGUACCGCGCGCCGUGCGGGCGGCGCGUGCGCAGCCUGCGCGAGCUGCACGGCUACCUGCGCGCCGUGCGCUCCGACAUGGCCGUGGACCUGUUCGACUUCUCGCCCAGCACCCACUGCUUGGCCGAGUUCGUGCUCAACAAGUGUCUCGUGGGCAAAAAGGACCUGUCUCACGGCAAAGAGAACGUGCCGGUGCCGUGCGUGAACUAUUACGACGAGUCGCUGCCGGAGUUCUGUUCUUACAACACGGAGCGGACGCCCACCGCGGGGGUGCCGCUCAACAUCGACCCCGAGUUCCUGUGCGGCUGCGACUGCACCGACGACUGCGAGGACAAAACAAAAUGCGCGUGCUGGAAAAUGACGCUAGAGGGCGCACGCACCAUCGGUUUGGACGACAACGUGGGCUACCAGUACAGAAGGCUACCUGAACCCUUACCUUCGGGGAUUUACGAGUGUAACUCCAGGUGUAAAUGUAAACAGACUUGUCUGAAUCGGGUGGCGCAACAUCCACUACAGCUUAAAUUACAGGUGUUCAAAACCUUGAACCGCGGCUGGGGGAUCCGCGCUUUGAACGACGUGCCCAAGGGUGCCUUCCUCUGCGUGUACGCAGGGAACUUGCUCACGGACGCUACGGCUAACUUGGACGGCUUGAACGAAGGCGAUGAAUAUUUAGCCGAGUUGGAUUACAUCGAGGUGGUGGAACAGAUGAAGGAGGGCUACGAGGAAGAUAUACCUGAAGAGGACAAGAAACUAGACCGGAAAUCAUCGAAGUCAUCAGAAGAGGAGUCGUCAUCGGAGGAAGAAGCGACCAACACGAACGAAGACAAAGAGGAUGAUGACUUCCAGCCAGGGUUCAUUGGACAUGGACUCACAGAAUUCAGCAAACGUUUGCGUAAAAGAGAUAGGACGAAAAAGAAGGACGCGGAGAAAGAGAAGGCGAAGGAGGUCGACAAGGGCAUGGAGGACAACGGCUGCAUCACCAUCAGCGAUGAUGAGGAAGCAAAAGAACCAUCUCAGUUUAUGGCGCAGGCCGCCAUCGGCGCAAACGAAUUUGUACCCAAAUAUAGGUCCGUACGGUCUUUAUUCGGCAAAGACGAGGCGUGUUACAUCAUGGACGCCAAGGUUCAGGGCAACAUAGGCAGGUACCUCAAUCACUCGUGCACGCCCAACGUGUUCGUGCAGAACGUGUUCGUGGACACGCACGACCCGCGCUUCCCGUGGGUCGCGUUCUUCGCUCUGUCCCACAUCCGCGCCGGCACAGAGCUCACGUGGAAUUACAACUACGACGUCGGCUCCGUGCCCGGGAAAAUGCUGUACUGCUACUGUGGCGCCCCCAACUGCAGGGGGCGGCUGUUGUAACCGAAUCGUAAUUACAAAAGUGCGGAUCUAUAAGUAUAUAGUUUUAAACUUUCAUCAUCCUACUGGGCCGUGUGGUUCCUGGCACUAAUAAAAAAUAAGAUUAGGACCACUCCAUCUCUCGUGGAUGUCGUAAAAAGCGACUGAGGGAUAGGCUUAUAAAGUUGGGAUUCGUCUGUUAGGCGAUUGCCUAGCAACCUGUCACUAUUUGAAUCUCAAUUCUAUCAGGAAGCCAAAACAGCUGAACGUGGCCUUUCAGUCUUUAUAAGAUUGUUAAAUUGGCUCUGUCUACCCCGCAAGGGAUAUAGAUGUGAUUUUAUGUAUAUAUGUAUGUUUCAUACUACAUACUAUCGGCCCGCCACGGCUUUGCCUUUGGUACAUACAUAACCUAUAUCACCCGCAGAUAUUGAUUUUUACGAUCGCUUCAAUUCUGAUGAGGUAAUGUUGUCACCGAAUCUUCUCGUCUAUAAGAACAGUCAACGCUUGACAAAUAACGAUUGUGUUGUGAGAAUUUUAGCGCAAUUUUGUACUAGUGGAAAGACAUGGGACCCUAAUGAAUGUAUUGUUACUAUUACUAAAGAAUAGAGUGAUGUAACGGAUAUCAGAGGAACAAGAUUCGUGUCAGUUUUUUUAAAUAGGUAGUUUAAAUGUACACUUAGUUGUGUACGCUAUUACGUGUAAGUGCCGUGUGGUUUCCGGCACCAAUACAAAAAAGAAUAGGACCACUCCAUCUCUUUCCCAUGAAUGUCGUAAAAGCCGACUAAGGGGUAGGCUUAUAAACUUGGGAUUCUUCUUUUAGGCGAUGGGCUAGCAACCUGUCGCUAUUUGAAUCUCAAUCCUAUCUUAAAGCCAAAUAGCUGAACGUGGCCUAUCAGUCUUUACAAGACUGUAGGCUCUGUCUACCCCGCAAGGGAUAUAGACGUGAUUGUAUGUAUGUAUGUAUUACGUGUACCGUACUGGCAUACACGUCAAUUCAAGGGUGUUUGAAUGCACGUUAGUUUAUGUCGCUUAGUGUUCUCGAACGUCAAGGAUGCUCGCAUGUACGUCAUGCGAGUCAUACAGGUGUUUGCAUACAUUGUGGCAUACGCCUUAAU